Theileria equi strain WA is the source of this 3621-nucleotide messenger RNA. RefSeq lists its product as hypothetical. NCBI's taxonomy places the organism in Eukaryota, Apicomplexa, Aconoidasida, Piroplasmida, Theileriidae. The record is from RefSeq and is a predicted model, not a curated record. The coding region runs from base 1 to 3621 and encodes 1206 amino acids. The transcript has a single exon.
AUGGAUACAUUGGAAGAUUGUAUGAUUUCUUCACCAUUGCCAUGUGCGCAUUUGGUCAUUUCUGAUCAAUCCCAAAUGGAUUUUUAUUCCAUGAUACUAUCCUCUGGGCAAACGCACACAUCUAACAUGUCUAAUCGAUUAUUUUUGAAAGUGAUAGAAGAUAAAGAGAUGGACAAAAUGAAUAAUAAAGCAGUAAAUUGGUUGAAUAUGGAAAUUAACGAACCAACGUGUAUUAUAUGUUGCAGAGAUUGGCAGUCUUACAAGUUAGAACUUAAAGGAAGCCAAGAAUCUGUAUCUGAUUCAUCAUUAGUUAAUGUAAUACCUAACUCGGAUGCAUCGGAAGAUAAGACAACUCAAAAUGAGGAAAAGGUGGAAAUUAAAAUAAAUAAAUCUUUUAUAAUGAAGGGUACUCUUAAAAAUCUGGAAACUUUGAUAAAGGAAGACAUAGAAAAUUGCCUAUCAAUAUAUAAAGAAUCUAAUUUCAGAAAGAUGGUUCCAUGUAAAUUUUUAUUCUUGGUCUUGCUUAACGAAAAUUUAAAAAACCCAAACAAGGCCAUAGCGGGGCUGAAAAACUUGAAUCCAAAUGAGGUUGCAGCAAUAUGUGUAACAUGUGGAUUGUCAGAUAUAACCAUUAAACUCUCAAAAGUCGAACAACUUAUGUAUGAAAUUAGUUUAUCUUACUAUGAAAAGAAAGUACAUAAGUUAUCUAAGGUAUCAGUUGGUAUUAAAAAUAGAAUACAAACAAAUCCUAAUGAAACGGAUGAAAUAUACUUUGCCGCUACAAACUUUAAGAUGGGAUUCUUUUCCGAGUUUUUGUCUAAUAGCAAAGAUGCCCUUAAUAAGUACACUACAUGUUGGAAUAGUAUUAAAAACAUGAACAAGGAUACGAAUAUAAUUGACAAGGCAACUAUCGCUUUUUAUGUAUCACUGCGCAUGUUACACGGACAUUUUACAAAUUCAAACGUAAUAUCUGCUCUCGCACUUUCUUUUGAGAUAUUUGAAUAUAUGAAAGAUCUUCUAUACAUAAAAAACAAGGGUUUAUAUUACAACAUAAUGUAUUUGACAAACUAUGUAAUAGCUAGCAAAUUCGAGGAAUUAAGUAACUCGGAUGAUAAAAAUUACACGAGUCUCAUGCAACAUGCUGCUAACUAUUACAAAUGGACUCUACAAUUCCUUAUUCAACUCCGAAAAGUUGUGAAAACGCUAAUUGUUUCUAAUAGGGGACAUUUUAUCCCACAUAGAUUCGGACAAAUUUUUUUUUAUGAAGAUAUGGAUUUUGGUAACCUCUACUCUGAAACUUCGAAUGAAGAAUCUUUAAACUAUGGUAAUACUCUUGAUAUAAACGCUUCAGAAGUGUUCUUACUAGAAGAAACAGAGAGAUUAAUAGGAAAAUUAUUAAAAUGUUUCUCAAACUUUAUAUGGAAAAAUUCACUCUUGCAGAUAUACAGUCUCAUCGGCGACUCACUAUUUCUCUCUUACAAAUACAAAGAAGCAUUAAAUAUUUAUCUUAGUGUCUUUAGUAAUAUAAUGAAUCCAGAGAUUUUAGAAACAGAUGAUAUAUUGAAAGAAUAUAAGCAAUUAUCAGCUAAUAUGACAAAUUCCGAGCAUAGUAAAGGACGUUCUGAACUUGAAUAUAUAUAUUAUGUAAAUGCGCUGAUCAUUAGUGAAUGCUGCUAUAACAGAAGUUGGAUAGCACUAUGUCUUACUCUCAUCUCCAAAAUAGUUGUUUCUUUGAGUAUAAUACUUUCUGAACGCACUAAAAUACCCUCAAUUAUCUAUGAUAUGGCAGAUAUUGACGGUGAUAUUGAUUGGUACAAAACAGAAAAUGAUAGUCUGAAUGUUUAUGAAACAAUUUUCAUCAAAAGUGUAAUAACUUUAAUUUCAUUAAAAUCCGAUUCUAGUGAAUUGAUAGAAUAUUUGCACAAAAUUAGUCUCACGAUUUUGAAUAACAAUAUAAAAUCAUUCGUAAUACUGAGUAAGACGCACCGGUCUCAAUAUACUUAUGCAUACUGUAAAUCGGAGGAAUGCAUUGAUAUUUUGAUAAAUUUCCGUCUGGAUUUUCCCUGUGAAGUAAUAACUAAUGAGGGACUUAUUGACACAACGCUCGGCGCAAUUACGUUUCACAUAACUGAAUACUCAAGUUUUGAUGACAUUGUCGUAGUCCAUGCAAAUUCUAAUGAAACACACAGAAAAGAGGUUACAUUGCCUAGAAACAAAAGUAUUAUUUUAUCCCUAACAUAUCCAUCUUCAUAUUCUAAGAAUGAUUUCAAAAUUUUUGGAUUAACAUUUAACUGGAAAAUAAACGAAAUUAUCAUUUUUUGCAUAGUAGCACCCAUAAGUCUUUAUAAUGGAAGUAUAAUUUACUCAAAAGGUAGAAUUAUGGGCGGUGAUAGUCGUGAUAAUAUUAAACUCGGCUUGAUAAGCAGUUCUAGCUGCGUUCCAACGCACCCUAAUAUUAUAUCAAAACGCAAUUAUUUAAAUCAAAGUAAUUAUAUCACGGAACUAACAGUGAAGUUAUUAGAAAUGAACAGUGUGAACUCUGGACUUGCGAAACUAGUUCUAGGUAAUGCAAAUAAUUUCAUCUUUAAAAAUAGCAUAAGGAUGAAAGUAGUUGUAGACACAGUUGUCAGAGGAUCUAUGGCUCCAAUAACCUUUGUAUUCAGCUAUGAUAAAAUCCUUAAAUACAUGUUUUCGGAUCUGAAAUUUUUUGUUGAAACAGAUAGCAAUGUUGAUAUAUGCGCAUUGACAGAUUUUUGUAAUAGUUCCAACAUAUACAAAUUAUGCAAGUCUAGAAUAAUUGAAUUUGUAAUGGAUAAUUUUAUAGAAUACUCAAAAUUGAUGCCAGGAACAUGUAAAUUUACAGACAAUGAGUUUUCAUCGGGAUCUGUAUUCUCUGUAUCCGUGGAAGAUAAUAUAAAACACUUUUUUUUUAAGGAUAGUAAACAAGAACAAUCUAUAGUUUGUAUAUUUGGCCUAAUAAAAAUACCAACAUCUGGGAACAGCGAUAUAAAUUUCACUUUUUGUUGUCAGGAAAAUAAUGGUACGAACUCACCCAAUGAAAAAAUAACUAUUGCAAAAGAACGUGUUAGUAUAUUGGUCCAUGAACCCCUAAAUGUUUCUCUAACGGUAAACAAUAUCUAUGAUAAUGAAAGUGGGAAAGAGCUAAAGUCAUUUUCCAUCGAUCUUGUUAACAACGCAUUCAUAAAAUAUGAAAUUCUCAGUGUAAAAUUAUUAAGUGGAAGUGUUAUUAUUUCUGAAAAUACUGAUCUAUUCGGAUUUGAACAAGCCAUUGAUUCAAACCAGAGACAACAACUUGUUUACAUCAAAUCAACAGAUAGGAACAUUGACAAGCAGUUUAGAGUGGAAGUCAUAUCAUCAAUAAUCUGCAACUAUGCGCAUCCUUUUGACUAUUUUAAAGAACACUGCAACAUCAUAACAAACGAAAGUUACGAGUGUGAAGAUGUGUAUGUCCAUGACAUAGAAGUAUAUAUUAAACACAACAGUGUAUCCACCUUAGGGGACACAUUUUAUAUGACAACAAUAAUAGAAAACAACUCAAACGAAAUGCAGGUAUGUGAAACUUUCAACAGUAACAGCUACCAUGACAGGAAUUACAAAUAA